GCGCUUCCCACGUUGCGACGCACGCAGCCCCGGGAAGGCGGCGCACUGAGGUGCGUGGCCGGAGCGGGGUCUUUUGGUGGAGGAACGCCGGGCGAGGAUGAGUGACCCGUGGCGGCGGUAAACGGAACGGCCGGGAAGACUAGAGUGCCAAAGGCUCAAGGCUGGAACUCGUACUCUUUAGUAGGGUGAUAGAUAAAAUGAAGCCAAAAGGUACAGACCCAAGGAUCUUAUCUCUAGCUGCUGAAGUUGCAAAAAGUCCUGAACAGAAUGUCCCUGUUAUACUGUUGAAGUUAAAAGAAAUAAUACACAACACACCUUUAGGAAGUUCAGAGUUGAAGAAAAUCAAACAGGAUAUAUAUUGUUAUGACCUCAUUCGAUAUUGCCUCUUGGUCCUCAGUCAAGAUUGUUCUCGAAUCCAGGGUGGUUGGACUACAGUAUCUCAGCUUACACAGAUACUAAGCCAUUGCUGUGUGGGCCUUGAGCCUGGAGAAGAUGCAGAAGAAUUUUACAAUGAAUUACUUCCAUCAGCAGCUGAGAAUUUUCUGGUGUUGGGCAGGCGAUUGCAGACAUGUUUCAUCAAUGCAGCUAAGGGUGAAGAAAAAGAUGAAUUACUACACUUCUUCCAAAUUGUGGCUGAUUCUCUCUUCUGGCUUUUGGGAGGUCAUGUUCAGCUCAUCCAAAAUGUAUUACAAAGUGAUCAUUUCUUGCACUUACUGCAAACUGACAAUAUUCAGAUAGGAUCUUCAGUCAUGACUAUGCUACAGAAUAUGCUACAGAUCAACAGUGGUGGUUUACUCAGAAUAAAAGGAAAAACCUUGCAUUCAAUUUUAGAUGAAGUUGUUUUCAAGCUUUUAUCAACUCCUAGUCCAGUCAUAAGACAUACUGCUACAAAGCUCCUACUGUUGAUGGCUGAAUUCCAUCAGGAAAUUUUGAUUUUAUUGAGACGAAGUGUCUGCUACAAAGGUCUCAGGAGUUUACUUUAUCAACAGGAACUUGGGACAGAGUUUAAUCAAGAACUUAGACAGCUCAUUGGCCUUCUGAGCCCUAAUAAGGAAGUAGAAGAACAGAAACUACAUCAAGCAGCUUGCUUGAUUCAAGCUUAUUGGAAGGGUUUCCAAACUAGAAGGAGAUUAAAGAAGCUUCCAUCUGCUGUGAUUACUUUGCAGAGGAGAUUCAGAUAUAAACGAGCAAAGAUAUUAUUGAAGCAAAAUAGUCAGAAGGAAGAAGAAGACCGCAAAUUACAGUUGCAACUUCAAAGACAGAGAGCCAUGAGACUUUCCCGUGAAUUACGACUGAAUAUGCUUGAAAUAGUUCAUCCAGGUCAGGUGGAAAAACAUAAUCGGGAACUAGAAGAGAAAUCAGCAUUGAUUAUCCAGAAACAUUGGCGAGGGUACAGGGAAAGGAAAAUUUUUCACCAACAGAGGCCAUCUCUCAAGGAGUAUAAAGCAGCUGUCACACUUCAGAGAGCAACUCUUAAAUUCCUAGCAAAAUGCCGUAAGAAAAAACAACUGUGUGCCCUUUGGCAAGGACUCCCAGAACUCACAGACACCCGCAGAGUUGAACUGAAGCGACAAGUGGAUGAAUAUGUCAGAAGACAUCCAAAUACCAGUGUGUUGGCAAGUAAGGCCUCUCAAAUAUCAGAUAUGACCAACAAGGAGCUCCAUGCCCAAGCACAAGAACACCUGCAACACUACUUUAUGGGCAGGGCCCUAGAAGAGAGAGCCCAGCAGCACAGAGAAGCUCUGAUGGCACAGAUCAGCACCAAUAUUGAACAGUUAAUGAAGGCACCAAGUUUGAAGGAGGCAGAAGGGCAAGAACCUGAGCUCUUUCUAAGUAGAUCCAGGCCGGUGGCAGCUAAGGCCAAGCUGGCCCAUCUCACCACCCUGAAGCAUGUACAAGCACCCUGGUGGAAGAAGCUUGGGGAAGAAACAGGCGAUGACAUUGAUAUCCCAAAGGAUGAACUUAGUGUAGAAUUAGAAACUUUGUUUAUUGGUGGAACCAAACCCCCUUAGGGAGUUACCUUAAAAAAACGACACAAAUCCUAUAUUUCAUGAGAUUAUUUUGGUUCUGCCUCUGAUAUACUAGUAGCCUAGAGCUAUCUUAACUCAUGGUUUUCUAGAGUUUCCUUUCCAAACAAGACUUGCAGGCAGUAAGCAGAGUUAUCUUCUACCUCUAUCUCAAUACUUUACUUUUCUCCACACUCCAUCCCUGGCCUCACCUACAAAUAGGUGUGGCUUUUAUUGUGAGACUAAACUUAGCAUGGCAUUCUAGGAAGUGUGAUAGUUCUUUUUUUCCUGCUGUUUUCCAACUUAAUGUGUUUUCUAAAUAAAUAUUUUCAACAGUUGUUCUGAAAAACUUGUCAGGAUUACUUUAACUUUUCACAUUUAUUAUUUAAUAUUCCUGUUUUUCCAUUCCUGUGGUGAGGAAAAGAAUGGUCAAUUGAAGGAUAUUUCACUGUAUUCUACAAAAGUGGUUGAACAAAUUUUCUAUCUUGUUACUUCUAAAAGAAACUACAUUUUGAAAUCCUCCUAGGAUUCAAUGCAAGACACAUUUCUCCAGGUAAAAUUACAAUCUUUCUAUUAAACUAUGAGAAUUGUAAACCCUCUGUUUCCCUUUAUGUCUUCCAAGAACCUCAGAGCUAAAUAUAAUUUUUUUUUAAAAUCCAGGUACCCAUAUGAUUUUUUUGUUCCAUCCUAAUAAUUUAUGAUUGUCUUAUUUAUCUUUAUGUUUUAAUUCCAGAGAUCACCUCUAUUUGUAUUUUUAGCAAUAUGUACUUUAAGUUAAAAACAAUUAACAAAUCAUGUACUGCAUAGAAGUACCUCGGGUUACUUCUCUUUAUAAAUGAGUGGAAUAUCAGUAUUUCUGGAUGGGAAGACCAAAGUUAACCUAUACUCUCAAAAUUAAGUUGAGUAAAAUUCUAAUCAAACUUGUAAUUCUUAGGUUAUUUUCAUAAUUAGAAAAGAGCUAUAAAAUUCAUCUGUAAGAAUAUGCUUAUGGGAGUUCUGAUUUCAUUUAGAAUGUAGAUAGCUAAGUAAAAAUGUUGCUCCCACCUUAAUAAACAAGUGCCACUUAAUAUAUAAAAAUAUUUUUUCUUAAGCCUAUCAGAUAGUUGAGGCUUCAAGACAACCAAGUAAAUUGAGAUGGGUCUAAGUCUUAAAGUUAGUCUUGAACUAUUUCAUCUCUAGUAGAGCAAUGGAGAUAAAUGUAACAAUAAGAAAAAAACUAAAAUUUUAUGAAAUUUUUACAGGCCAAAUAUGGGUUACCAUGUUAGUUUAGAAUUUCUAGCAGCCUCACAUAUCUAAGGAAUUCAGAUCUCAGCAAAUACAAGAAAGGUUGAAUGCAGGGCAAGAACGUUGAGAGAUACCCUUAGUGACACAGGCAAGCAUGAGGUGAUAGGCUGCUACUGGGUCACGUGCUCAAAUCCCACUUGAUUUUCAAAACCUUUUUCUUGAAAACCUGAAGCAGCUAGAGUAAUGUAGAGUACCUCCUGGACUCAGACCAAAUUCCAGUGCCUGUAAGGAAAAAAAAAAAAAAAACAGAAACCUAUCUGCCCCUGAGGAAACAGGAAACACUAGUCCCAGAUACAAAUAGAAAUUGAGCAUUGCUGAGCUCAAUCAGGAAAUCAUCUUGGGUUCAGAAUCCCUACACCAAUACAAAGUGAAAAUCUGUUUCUGCCAAAAGAUAGAAGAGACUUUGUUAUGGGGUACAAGGAUAGGAACCUUGAGAAAGCCCACCCCAACCUCAGGAAGAAGAGACCUAGCUUAAAGUAUAAGCUGGGUCAGUACCAGAGAGCACCAUUUCCCCACAACCCAACCUAACCCCAGUAAGCAAUAGGAAUUUACUGCUUGGAUGAGAGAGGACCCAUGGAGAGACACCUUCUCCACUCUUGUGGCAAGGGCAUAUAGGGAUGGUUGAAAGUGAGGGAUAGAGUAGGAACACAGAAAAACUUCAAGCUUUCCAUGCCCCACUCUGAGCAUGGUUAAUAGCAAUGAAAAACUCAAGGAAUUUAAAGUCUAUGGUGCAUUGAAGAUAAGAGAAAUCCAGCUAAAAGUUUCACUCAACCCUUCUACAGUCUUAUAAUUUUUUUCUUUUAAUUGAUGACAAUGCUUUUUUUCUGACAAUGGUGUUAUAUUUACUGUAUUCAUACAACAAAACUAUUCUGCAAAGCCCUAUGGGAAACAGUAUGGAGUUUUCUCAAAAUAUAGAUGAUCCAGUAAUUCCACUUGUUGGCAUUAUUUCCAAAGAAUGCAAAGAUACUAAUUUAAAGGUAUAUUCGCACUCCUGUGUUCAUUGCGGUAUUAUUUACAGUAGCCAAGUUAUGGCUAAGGUAGAUCAAUGCAUUUUAAAAGCCUCUUAGAUGAUUCUGAUUUUCACCCAGGGUUAUGAAACUACUGUUUGUUGAGUUUUGGUCUGAAAGGAAUCUCCACAAUUUUCUGGAAAGGCCAUUAAAAUGUUCCUCUGUUUUCUAAUUGCCUAUGUGCAGUUGGAUUUUCUUCAAGAACUUAAAACAACAUAUAGAAGAUUAAAUACAGUAGAUAUGAGAAUUCAGUUUUCUAAUGCCAGAUACUAAGAGUUUUGCAAAAACGUGAAAAAGUCACUCAUUAACUUUAAAGCUUUUAUAUUAGAAAACAAUUAUAUUUCAUGAAAGUUUGUUAACAUAAUUUUUAAUGAAUCACUAUUUUUAAUAUUUCUCUGUUUUAAUCCUAAUAUGGGUAAAUAUGAAGAGAUAACAAAUAGUGGUGUGCUGGAGCCUUUUCAUGUUGGGUUUUACCCAA
Molecule: messenger RNA, 4775 nt
Organism: Talpa occidentalis (Iberian mole)
Lineage: Eukaryota; Metazoa; Chordata; Mammalia; Eulipotyphla; Talpidae
Gene: IQCB1
Product: IQ motif containing B1
Exons: 16
Coding region: 198-2012 (604 amino acids)
Biological process (GO): cilium assembly
Cellular component (GO): cilium
Molecular function (GO): calmodulin binding
Source: RefSeq, a predicted model, not a curated record